CCGGAUCAUGACGUUUAAGUUCGUAUUUACCGGCGUCCAUAUUGGGACUGUUUGCACCGUGGUCAUAAUAUAGUACGUAUAGCUGGGACAAGGAUAUCCGCCGUCACAGCCCUAAAGUGGAUUACAUUAGGGGUGAAGUGUGACCCGCUACAUGUCGAAUCCGCUUCAGAGUCCCGAAGCUUCGUCCUUCCCUCAAAGUCCCAAAAAUGACAAUCGAAAGAUGUUUGACUCGAAACGACCGGUGUCGUACCCGUGCGGUCCGGAAAGCCACCACGUGGUUCCCGACGUAUUUGGGAAAGAACCGAAUCUCUCGAAGAGGUUUUCGAGUGACCCGCUCAAACCGCCUCCGCGGGCCAAGACUCAAGUCAAACCGUUUACCAAGGAGUCGCUGGAGCGCCUCGAACGUAAGACUAUGCAACUAGUGCGCGAAUACGGUUUCCAACCGAGGAGGAAACUUAGUGUCCAGGACGGGUCGAGGUUGCCGUCCAAGUAUGAACCAUUCCCUAGGAAACUCUAUGGGCGGCCGCUAGAGGAGAUUGAUAAUUUUAUCUACGAUGAGACGUUUUGCGUGGUUUCCAAGCGAUUCCGGAAGAACUAUAUCCAUCGAUUCACCGCUACCAGUUCAUUUUUCCUGUUUAGUCCGUUCAACUCCAUUAGGAAAGUUUGUAUAUAUCUAAGCACCAAUCAAUACUUCGAUUAUUUGGUUAUGGCCACAAUAUUGCUCAACUGUGUCUUCCUAGCCAUGGCAGAAACAAUUGAAGAAGCUGAGUAUAUUUUUUUAGGCAUAUAUACGUUGGAGAUGAUAAUAAAAACCAUCGCGAAAGGUUUCAUAUUAAAUAAGUAUACAUAUCUGCGGAAUCCAUGGAACUGGCUUGACUUCGUCGUCAUCACCAGCGGCUACGCAACGAUAGGGGUCGAAGGAGCCAACUUAGCCGGUCUCAGGACCUUCAGAGUUUUGCGUGCCUUGAAAACGAUAUCGAUUUUGCCUGGUCUCAAAACCAUUAUUAACGCGUUAUUACACUCCUUCAAGCAGUUGGCGGAAGUCAUGACACUGACCAUAUUCUGCCUGAUGGUUUUUGCUUUGUUUGCUUUACAAGUAUAUAAAGGAGAGCUGCGGAACAAAUGUGUGCUGAAGAUGGACGACAACAACUCGUCAUACGUAAUGUGGUACAAUUGGACGAGAGAUCCGGAAAACUGGUUAAUCAAAAACGAGACAGGCGAUCCGGUCCUUUGCGGUAACGUGACUGGAUCCCGCCACUGUCCGCCAACACACACCUGCCUCUGCGUCGGCGAAAACCCCAACCACGGGUAUACGAGUUUCGAUAAUUUUUUGUGGUCGAUGCUAACGACGUUUCAGCUCAUUACCCUCGAUUACUGGGAGAACGUGUACAAUAUGGUGUUGGCAUCUUGUGGACCAAUUAGUGUAUCUUUUUUCACGGUAGUGGUGUUUUUCGGUUCGUUUUACCUCAUCAAUCUAAUGUUGGCUGUGGUUGCGCUUAGUUACGAAGAAGAAGCGGAAAUAACUCAAGAGGAACGUAAAAAAGAACUGGUAGAUCAUCGAGAAGACUCGACGUUCAGUUUCGACCCAACCACACUGAACGUCAAAGAACUGUCGAAACACAAAAUCAAGAAAAUCGACGCCCGGAAGGGGGUUCUUCUCUCAUCUUAUACGCGAAAAAGGACGAGACGUCGGAAACGAAAAAGUGCGACGAAUCCCGUCGCAGGAGGAAAAUCGGACGAAGACGUAAGCAAUACAUACCGGAGCAGUGAGACCAGUCCGAAGAAACAGUCUCCCAGACGUGACGUCAGGUCUGUUACUCCAAGUCCUAGUCCCAGUCCUAGACACGAACAAAAGGUGGACUCUGCUCGCCCUCAACAACUUGCGAUUGUACCUCAGAAGCACGUCCAACUCGCUGACCACAAAUACUCGGACACCCUUCACCCUCAGAAUAUACUGCAUCCAAACAAGGCCGCACUGCACAGCAGGCAGGCGAGCAGCAACAGCGGAGGUAAACAGCCUUCGUUAGAUGACUCUGGAGUCGUCGAUGACCACGAAGAUGGUGACGGAAUAUCCGAUACGGGAAUGCCGCUUUCUUUAAAGCGCCUGGACGUAACACCUGUAGCUCCUAUCAACUACAAAGACAUCAAGGUGAUCAAGUGCAACGGUGUCGGAAAUUGCAAGAAGAAAAACGAGAUGUUUACUAUACAACCUGAUUACAUCUCACACAUCGUCGUCAUCAACGGUGAAAUAAUAGAUAGAAACUGCAACUGUUGCGAGCGAUGCUGCCUAGACUACGACGGCUGGUUGCAAUUCCAACAAAGCCUUUACCAAAUAGUAAAGGAUCCUCUGUUCGAAUUAGCAAUUACCGUUUGCAUCGUAUUAAACACUAUGUUUUUGGCUCUGGAACACCACGGUAUGAGCGAAUCGAUUCUUAGAGCUCUAGAUAUAGGAAAUAAGGUGUUUACGUCAAUAUUCACGUUCGAAUGCUGCCUAAAAAUAAUGGCUUUAAGCAAAGAUUUUUUCUACUGUGGAUGGAAUAUAUUCGAUUUGAUAAUCGUUUCAGCCAGCCUACUCGACCUGAUAUUCGAGUUGGUCGAUGGCCUUUCAGUUUUGAGGGGACUUCGGUUGCUACGGGUAUUGAAACUAGCUCAGUCUUGGAUCACAAUGAAAGUCCUGUUGAGUAUAAUCAUAAGUACCAUUGGUGCACUGGGAAAUUUAACGUUCGUCUUAGUGAUAGUCAUCUAUAUAUUUGCCGUCAUAGGAAUGCAGCUGUUUUCGAAGGACUACACUGAAGAUAAGUUCAUUCCGGAUCCGGUACCAAGGUGGAAUUUUACAGAUUUCUUUCACUCGUUCAUGAUGAUAUUUCGAAUAUUGUGCGGGGAAUGGAUCGAACCUUUAUGGGACUGUAUGAGAGCGGAAAGCACAGAGGGCCCCGGAACAUGUUUGGCCGUGUUCCUACCCACGCUGGUCAUGGGCAAUUUUAUGGUGCUCAAUUUGUUUUUGGCUCUGUUGCUUAAUAGUUUCAAUUCAGAGGAACUCAAGCACAGAAAAGAGGAGGUUGGUGAUGAAUCGAAGUUGGCGCAAAGUUUUCAACGAAUCCGGGACCUCGUCAGAAAGCGUCGCCUUCAGGAACAAUACCAGAACGAAAACAAUACACGUCUGGAGCAGAUCGUGCGUGAAGUGAUGCAGAAACACGCCGAAGAACAAGCUUUGAGAACAGCGGAGAUGAAAUUACCUCGCGACAAACUCAGCUACCAGGAGGCGAUGAAUAGGCCAAUUUCAAUAAUCAGCUACGAUCCGCCUGAUUAUCAGGAGGUGCUCGCGCCAGGAGAAGGUAAUGUUCUUCUAAACAAGCACUACGCCAUUGUUCUAAACACCGGGUCAGAAAGUUCAGGAGAUCCCGCUUCUGACAUUAAGAAAACGUCGGAAAUGAAACAUUUGCGGAACAUGUCCUCUGGAAGGGGUACUACAAACAGCAGCAGAGAAACUGACAAUAGCGAAAUGGUGGAUACGAAGACCAAAUUUCUCUCGUCUACAGAGUCUGAGCCGAAACCAGAAACGACGUUGACCAGCCAAAAAGAAAAAUGCGAGGUCACGAACGCGAAACCAUGGCAAACAUUGGUUUCGUACGUUGACGAAUUAACGUUGGGUGGCAGGAGAAACUCCAAAGGGCAAUUCGUGGACGGCCUUCAAGGCAGCUUUCCCGGAUUCGGAAAGCGGAAAGCACCGAAGGUUCCACCAAAUUGUUUCCCUCGGCAUUUCUAUCAAAAGUGUCCUUGUAUUGAUAGAUGCUCCAAGUCCAAAUUCGGAACCAAAUGGAUGAACUUUCGGAGCCUUGUAGUGGGCAUCGUCGAUACAUCAGCAUUCGAGUGGUUCAUUUUGGUGCUGAUAUUCGCGUCUAGCGUGACGCUGUGCUUCGAGGAUAUUCAUUUAGAUGAAAGUCCCGAUUUGAAAAUGGUCCUCUACUGGACUAACUUGGCCUUUUCAGUAAUUUUUAUUAUAGAAAUGUUUUUCAAGUGGAUCGCGUUAGGAUUCUAUAAGUACUUUACCAGUUUUUGGACGUUGUUGGAUUUUUUAAUCGUUUUCGUGUCGUUAUUUAGUCUACUAAUAGAAGAAAAUGAAAAUCUACGGGUCCUCCGUUCGCUGAGAACCUUAAGAGCCUUAAGACCUUUAAGAGCAAUAAGUCGAUGGCAAGGCAUGAGGAUAGUGGUGAAUGCCCUCAUGUACGCUAUACCGAGUAUCUUCAAUGUGUUAUUAGUUUGUUUGGUGUUUUGGUUGAUAUUCUCCAUUAUGGGUGUCCAGUUCUUUAGUGGGAAAUUUUAUAAAUGCGUUGACGAGGAAGGUGAACGGUUAGAUGUAGAAAUUGUAAAUACAAAAUGGGACUGUGAUAGAUUAAAUUAUACGUGGAUUAAUUCCAAAAUUUCGUUUGACCACGUAGGUAUAGCUUACCUCGCUUUAUUUCAAGUGGCCACCUUCGAGGGAUGGAUGGAAAUAAUGGCAGACGCGGUGGAUGCUCGCGGCGUGAACAUGCAACCCAAAAGGGAGGCCAACUUGUACGCCUAUAUUUAUUUUGUAAUAUUCAUAGUCUGCGGCUCGUUCUUCACCCUGAACUUGUUUAUAGGGGUGAUCAUAGAUAAUUUUAACAUGUUAAAAAAGAAGUACGAAGGAGGGGUAUUAGAGAUGUUUCUCACCGAAAGCCAGAAGCAUUAUUAUACAGCGAUGAAAAAGCUGGGCAGGAAAAAACCCCAGAAAGUGAUCAAACGACCAAUGAACCGAUUUUUAGCGAUGUUUUACGACUUAUCGAAUUCAAGGCGCUUCGAAAUAGCAAUAUUCGUUUUAAUUUUUCUAAACAUGCUCACGAUGGGCAUUGAGCAUUACGGGCAACCGCAUGCUAUAUUUUUUGUGUUAGAAGUUAGCAAUGCUUUUUUUACGACCGUUUUCGGCUUAGAGGCCAUUGUUAAAAUUAUAGGAUUAAGGUACCAUUACUUCACAGUGCCAUGGAACGUGUUCGAUUUUUUGUUGGUAUUGGCUUCGAUACUCGGAAUUCUCAUGGAAGAUAUCAUGAUCGAUUUUCCGGUAUCUCCUACCCUGCUGAGGGUUGUCAGGGUGUUUAGGAUAGGACGAAUUCUUCGACUGAUUAAAGCAGCCAAGGGUAUCAGAAAGCUCCUCUUCGCAUUGGUAGUGUCAUUGCCAGCCUUGUUUAAUAUCGGUGCUCUUUUGGCGUUGAUCACCUUCAUCUACGCUAUCAUAGGGAUGUUUCUAUUUGGCCACGUGCGUCAACAAGGUGCGCUCGACGACAUGGUCAAUUUCGAAACAUUCGGUAGGUCCAUGCAUCUUCUUUUUCGGCUAAUUACGUCCGCUGGCUGGAACGACGUUCUCGAAUCCCUUAUGAUCGAGUACCCAGACUGCGAUCCUCACUACAAGAACCAAACCAACGGGGAUUGCGGCUACCCACUGUUGGCCAUCAUUUACUUCACCAGUUUUAUUAUCAUCAAUUAUAUGAUCGUAAUCAACAUGUACAUAGCAAUAAUUUUAGAAAACUUCAAUCAGGCGCAUCAGGAAGAAGAAAUCGGCAUUGUGGAGGACGAUCUAGAAAUGUUUUAUAUUAGAUGGAGCAAGUAUGAUCCACACGCUACUCAAUUUAUAAGAUUCUCUCAGCUGUCUGACUUCAUUGCGUCGUUGGAUCCUCCUCUAGGUAUAUCCAAGCCCAACACGGUCGCUUUGGUUAGUUUUAAUCUACCGAUAGCGAAGGGGAACAGGAUACACUGUUUAGAUAUUUUGCACGCACUCGUUAAACAUGUUCUGGGGCACGUUGAGGAGACUGAUACGUUCCGGCAGUUGCAAGAACAGAUGGACAUCAAAUUUAAGAAGCAAUUCCCGACGCGAAAAGAACUGGAAAUUGUUUCGUCUACUAGGUUAUGGAAGAGGCAAGAUAAGGCAGCGCGAUUUAUUCAAAAGACGUGGCGGGACUAUCAAAAGCGGAAGAAGGAGAAGGCAGCUGAAGAAGUGGACGAAACCACUCAGACUUCCUCGCCCGGAGAUUGGCGAGGCCGAUUAUCGGCUUUCCUUCACGUGCAUCGUGGGUCCCGGGCCUCAUCUCGCAAGUCCUCACGGGCCUCAGACGCUAGCGAUCUCAGCGAGCUGGGUGGUCCGUGGUUAAACUUGCCCCUGCUGUUGCUCUCCAGCGCUGCCAAUUUGCCCCCUGAGGACCUGGAUUUGAGGCGCGAGUCCUCCGAUGUCGUGAGCAUCAAGGUGAGCCAGGCGACUCCGGACGCCGGCUCGCCGCCCAAAGGCGCAGUCACGCCGACGAACACGGGCUCGCGUCGCCGGAGUCUGUACAACUUUUUCCUGCGUCACCAGGACGCGAUCGAGAAGCCGGAUACCGUCAGUGCUGCAACUUCGCCGCUGACACCCAGAAGGGAUUUUAAAUUUCUGGGCGAAUCCCUUCAUCUGACUUCGUCAUCAGAUGAGGCGAAACCGAAAAGGGGCAGCCUGAUUCGUCGGAAACGUGGUGGAUCGGUGAAAGUCAAACCCACGUCGAUGGCGAGCUCCGGCGGCUGUCACCGGACGCAGUCGGAAAGAUGUCCGCACACCUCGGACGUGAGCAUCCUGGUGACCGAAGCUUCACCGGACAGUGCCAUCAAUGUAAAGCCGCCAUUACAAAGACAAAGCAGCGAAUCGACUGUUGUGCAAGUGCUGGUGCAUCGGGAAAGCGAGGAGCACUAUCCCGAUGAGGAACCCUGCAGGAGCACCGCGAUAACGAUUCCAGAAGAUCGCCCGGUUGAUACAGACGUAGUUACGAUGGAUGAUCAAACCGGGAGUGUGGUAUUAGAUGUAUGGAACCGGGACGAUGUCGGGAGAAGUAGCUGAUUUUAGUUUAAUGCAUUCGUGACGUACACUGUCGUUGUUGAGAUCCGACGUAGGUUGUUGAGUGGGACCUUGGAUGUUACUGAAAAAAGAACAACGCUGCACAGGUUGGUCCAAAUAUUUUUAGGAAAACUGAGACAGGUCAUAGCAAAAUGCUCGGAUUUACUGGACAUCCUUGUUUAUUUCGGUUGAUUAAUAUCAACGUUAGUUUGGUAAAUAGGUAAACAGCAAAAUCUCUUUGAACAGAACCCUUUUAAGCAAAGCGUUUGAGUCCAGAAUACUGUCUGCACUAUUUUGGUUAGACAAGAAAAACACAACUCACACACUCUGGUUUCGGUUACAAUUCUUGUUUAUUAGUAGAGAAAGAAGUUUAAAUUUCUCAAAUUUAUAUAUUUUAGUAAAACUGGAAUAUGAACCUCUUCGUAUAUUUAUUUGGUAAACUCUUAACUCCUGCCUUACACCUAAAAAAAUAGGUCUAGAUAGAUUGAAAAAUCAACUCGCAAACAAACGUUCAAAUCCUUUAUGGCUCGCAAACAUUUUGAACAAUUGCACUGACCAAUCUCCCGAAGUUCGUCGAAUUUGGACCACCCUAUACAAACUAACAAAAAACAAUCUAUUUACAACCUCCCAAAAAGUUUACCUAAUCGCAAUGUAGAACAUACAUAUAGAAGCGAAAUAACAUGAACCAAUCCGCAGAUUGUACCUAAUAUUAAGCGUACAGCGAAUUUUUUUAUGAAAUUGUUAAAAAUGGCCGCUUCAUGUUCAAUUGAGCAGACAAUAAUUUAAAUAGUUUUGUCGUUCCAAUUUUAAUAUGAAUAGGGAUCAUUUACACUUCUAUUUAUUAAUUGAAAACGCGAUGUUUCUGGUACACUUAAAACAAAACUCGCUAGUAACAUAAACAUUCCCGUAUCUCUAUACCAAUCUAGUCAUGUUAAGUUGACGUCGCUGCUUUUUUGUUUGUUCCACACAUGCACGUGCGUACAAGUUGCUGUUACAUACAUGCAGAUCUACAGGGUUACCAGUUUAUUAUAGGAUACCUUGUGAUCCUUAUCUUGGAAUCCUAAAAAAUAGCAAAAAAAUAGGGACAAAAGUAGUUUCGAUUCACUUAUAUUUUAAAAAUAUUUUGUGUAAAAUAUUUUGUUAUAUAUAAAGGAUGUGUGUAUUUUUGUGCACAAGUAACAAGAUUCAUAUUUCAAAUAGAGCAGCCCGAAUAUUCACACAUUUUUUAAUUCAAGGGAACUUAUUGUUCAUAACAUAUUUUACUCCCGUCUGUAAAAUACCUAAUUACCCACCGAUCUAGCGUGUGGGAAGCGUCACUUUACCAUGUCAGUUUCGUUUCCCAUAAAUCCAAUCCACUUCAGACAUUUCCGGGAUUUUACCGCACGGAGUUUGGAGCAAUCGAAUGUUUUCAGAGAUAUUUCCCACUCUUUGAAUUUUGGCGUUUGUCAAAGUCACUCGUUUAUUAAAAACUCGCUCCGCUCGUGUCAAAUAAACUCGUGAGUCAAAUGCCAUUUGCCGCACUUGUUGCAUAAUAUACUAUUAUGUCAAAAGUGACG
Cylas formicarius (sweet potato weevil) is the source of this 8424-nucleotide messenger RNA. Its product is annotated as sodium channel protein 60E-like. The coding region runs from base 152 to 6871 and encodes 2239 amino acids. NCBI's taxonomy places the organism in Eukaryota, Metazoa, Arthropoda, Insecta, Coleoptera, Brentidae. The record is from RefSeq and is a predicted model, not a curated record. Gene Ontology annotation, cellular component: voltage-gated sodium channel complex; plasma membrane. The transcript has 32 exons. Gene Ontology annotation, molecular function: voltage-gated sodium channel activity; protein binding. Gene Ontology annotation, biological process: neuronal action potential; membrane depolarization during action potential; sodium ion transmembrane transport.